GCCGGAUGUUUGCCUGUCCUUGACAGGCGUGGCAGAGGGAGCGGUACCCCACCACGGGUUCUCUUCAGGUUCUGCAGCGUGAAGCUGUGGGGCAGAGGCUUGGCCAUGGACCCACUCUCAGAGCUGCAGGACGACCUGACUUUGGAUGACACCAGCCAGGCUCUGAACCAGCUGAAGCUAGCCUCCGUUGAUGAGAAGAACUGGCCCUCAGACGAAAUGCCCGACUUUCCCAAGUCAGAUGACUCCAAAAGCAGCUCCCCAGAACCUGUCACACACCUGAAGUGGGAUGACCCUUACUAUGACAUUGCCCGGCACCAGAUUGUGGAGGUGGCAGGAGAUGACAAGUAUGGGCGGAAGAUCAUUGUGUUUAGUGCCUGCCGAAUGCCCCCGAGCCACCAGCUGGACCAUAGCAAGCUCCUGGGAUACCUGAAGCACACCCUGGACCAGUAUGUGGAGAGCGACUACACGCUGCUCUACCUGCACCAUGGCCUGACCAGCGACAACAAGCCCUCCCUCAGCUGGCUCCGGGACGCCUACCGGGAGUUUGACCGCAAGUACAAGAAGAAUAUCAAGGCUCUGUACAUCGUGCACCCCACCAUGUUCAUCAAGACCCUGCUCAUCCUCUUCAAGCCCAUCAUUAGCUUCAAGUUUGGGCAGAAGAUCUUCUAUGUGAAUUACCUGAGUGAGCUGAGCGAGCAUGUGAAGCUGGAGCAACUGGGGAUCCCUCGCCAAGUGCUCAAGUAUGAUGACUUCCUCAAAUCCACCCAGAAGAGCCCUGCGACAGCCCCCAAGCCCAUGCCACCACGGCCCCCUCUGCCCAACCAGCAGUUCGGGGUCUCCUUGCAGCACCUCCGGGAGAAGAACCCAGGGCAGGAGCCCAUUCCGCUCGUGCUGCGGGAGACUGUUGCCUACCUACAGGCCCACGCUCUCACCACUGAGGGGAUUUUCCGGAGGUCGGCCAACACCCAAGUUGUACGGGAAGUGCAACAGAAGUACAACAUGGGGCUGCCUGUGGACUUCGACCAGUACAAUGAGUUGCACCUGCCAGCAGUCAUUCUCAAGACCUUCCUCCGGGAGCUUCCUGAGCCCCUGCUCACCUUUGACCUCUACUCCCACGUUGUGGGCUUCCUCAACAUUGAUGAGAGCCAGAGAGUGGAGGCCACGCUGCAGGCCUUCCAGAUGCUGCCCGAGGAGAACUACCUGGUGCUGCGUUUCCUCACUGCCUUCCUGGUGCAGAUUUCUGCCCUCUGUGACCAGAACAAGAUGACCAACACUAACCUGGCUGUUGUCUUCGGCCCUAACCUGCUGUGGGCCAAGGAUGCUGCCAUCACCCUCAAGGCCAUUAAUCCCAUCAAUACCUUCACCAAGUUCCUCCUGGAUCAUCAAGGGGAGCUGUUCAGCCCUGACUCCAAGGGGCUCUGAGCCCAGCCCCUG
Lipotes vexillifer (Yangtze River dolphin) is the source of this 1434-nucleotide messenger RNA. RefSeq names its product Rho GTPase activating protein 1 (gene ARHGAP1). Gene Ontology annotation, biological process: negative regulation of endocytic recycling; small GTPase-mediated signal transduction. Gene Ontology annotation, molecular function: GTPase activator activity. NCBI's taxonomy places the organism in Eukaryota, Metazoa, Chordata, Mammalia, Artiodactyla, Lipotidae. Gene Ontology annotation, cellular component: cytoplasm. The record is from RefSeq and is a predicted model, not a curated record.